Messenger RNA from Siniperca chuatsi (mandarin fish), 4423 nucleotides. RefSeq names its product olfactomedin-like 2Bb (gene olfml2bb). The transcript is spliced from 9 exons. The record is from RefSeq and is a predicted model, not a curated record. Lineage: Eukaryota; Metazoa; Chordata; Actinopteri; Centrarchiformes; Sinipercidae. Gene Ontology annotation, biological process: signal transduction. The coding region runs from base 406 to 2739 and encodes 777 amino acids.
ACAGUUUCAAGAACAAUGCUCUCUCUCUCUCUCUCUCUCUCUCUGGCACGCGCGCAGCCAGUUCUGGUUUGGACCGGGGCCGGUGAGGUUUGUGUCCUGUGUCAGUGCCACCCAGCUCACCGGCGACACGUCGCAUGGAGCUGAAUAGAGCUAUUUUCUCUCCGUUAGUUUACACGUGAAUAAUUCGUUUGGCCUACUUCUUAAUUUUUCAUUAAUUCUUUUAAGGACCCACUUCACUGGAGAGUUCGAAACCGGUGGACUGUUGAAUACGUGGGCGGUUGUUCGUUCAGCGCUGUCAGACUGGACCUGCUCAGCCUUUUUUUUUUUGGCUACAACUACCUGAUAAUUACCUGAGACUAGUUUAUUCACAGAGUGCUGUUCAUUGUCUGCUGGUUCUGUGGAGACAUGUGGCGCAGAUUCUCACUGCUGGUUUUAUGCUGUGCUGUAUGUGGUCUUCAUGCUCUGGAGGCGGACAGAAGCGCGGACCCCUCGCGGGAGACGAUGCUGCCCGAAGCAGCAGAGCUGGGUAAACCGGACAAGAAUGCUCCCUCCGCGGCUAAAGUGGAAGACAGUCUGCGAGGAGGGAAGCAGCAGUCCCCGGGGGGAGACGCUCCUCUUGUAGGUGCGGAGGGGAGAGUUCAACAGCCCACCGCCGAGCCUCUGGAAGAAGAGCUGGACAACCAAGAGAAUGUCAUUAGCCAGUUGCUGGGCGAUUACGACAAAGUAAAGACUGUGUCAUCAGGGUCCGACUGUGUGUGUCGUUGUAUUGUUCGACCAAUCAAACGCUCUGACUGCAGCCAUAUCCAUGACAGCGACCUGGCAUCACCAUCCCAGAAUUUUUACACUGUGGAGACGGUUACCAAGGGAACAGACUGCAAGAAGUGUGUGUGUAUGGCUCCACCUUCAGCUGUCAACCCCUGUGAGGGAGAGUACAGGUUUAAAAAAUUACAGGAGGCCAGCAAAGAUGACAUUAAGUUGGCAACUAUCAUUGACUUGUUGGAGGGCUCUCUGUAUGGAAUGGACUUGUUAAAGCUCCACUCUGUCACCACCAAGCUGCUGACCAGGGUGGACAACAUGGAGAAGGCUUUCGUCCGUAAUUUUACUGAGAGAGCAAGAGAGAAAGAACGUGUGAAGGACAGAGCAGAGGAAAAGGAGAAAGAGAAGAAGGCCCAGCAGAAAAAAAAGAAAGUGAAUGAUUUAGAGCGUGCAGGACAGAAAAGUGGAGCUUCUGCCUACGCCAAAAAGCAGAAGAAUUAUGAAGGUCAGCUGAAGAAGAACCAACAGCAAGAUGGUCUGGAACAACAACAGCCAACCAGAAAUAAGACAGGAACUCAAAAGCCAAUCAAAGACAAGACAGAGCCAAAGCAACCAAUCAAAGAUAAGAACAGCAUGGUCAUCAGGGGUGUAACCUUUUACAAGGCACAGGAGGAGAGCUACAAAGAGGAGGAGGAGGAGGAGAAGAAGAAUUGGAAAGGAAAGAAUACUACUCUAACUGCAAGUGCUUCAGUGGACUUACUGAUCUCUGACCAGCUCCCACCUACCAUGACUUUCCCAACCAAGAGUCCAGGACCUUCAACCGCUGUUAACAGAGAACGAGACUUUCAGGACCUAUCAAGGAGACUGAGCAGGCCCGCACCCACCCAGCAGCCAACAGCUCCUCCGACUACCACCCAACAAACCACAAUUACAACCAGACCAGUUCCCACCACCAUCAAACCAACGACUGAAUUAACCACUAACAUACCACCAACAACUCCAAAACCAAUGACAACCAAACUGACAACUACUUCCAAACAAACUACAAUCACUAUUCAGCCUACCCUGCAUGUCAAUCAGCAUACCACCUCACCCUCGGAUACCAAUAUAGGUCCACCCAUUGAUGCAUCUCCCACGGCAGAGUCUCGGACAGGACCCAAAAGUCGACUCAGCUGGACGGAGAGCCCUGCUGACCAACCAAAGACCACAAAAAAGCCUGCAGUCUGUAAGGACACGGUAGCCAGCAUCUCUGAACCGGUCCAGCAGAACUCUUACGGCCUUAGUGAUGGAGCCUGGAUGAGAGAUGCUCGUGGCCAUGGCAACGUCAUCUACCUUACCAGUGGUCACUAUGGCAGCAACCUCCUAGAAUUCCGAGACAUGGACACCUUCAAAUCAGGUCAGGCAAGUAAUUCAUACAAGCUGCCCUACAGUUUCACUGGAACAGGCCACGUCGUGUUUAAUGGAGCUUUCUACUACAACCGUGCCUUCAGCAGAGACGUCAUCAGAUAUGACUUGAGGCACAGAUAUGUAGCCGCCUGGACCACACUACAUGAUGCUUUACUGGAGGAGCAAGCCCACAGGACACAAACUGAAGUGGAGUUUGCUGUUGAUGAGUCCGGCCUGUGGCUGCUCUACCCGGCUCUGGACACAGAGGGCUUCCACCAGGAAGUAAUCCUGCUCAUCCACCUCCGCCCCCGAGACCUGCAGCCGAUACGGAGCUUCCGCACAGGUCUUCGGCGUGGUCGCUAUGGGAACAGCUUCCUGGUUUGUGGUGUGCUUUAUGCAGUGGACAGUAUGGAGCGUCGCUACGCUAACGUGACAUACGCCUUUGACACGCACACGCUCACACACACCGUGCCGAGCCUGCCGUUCACAAACAUGCACGCACACACCUCCCAGCUGGCUUACUGCCCACUAGACAAGAAACUGUAUGCAUGGGACGAUGGACAUCAGAUGACGUAUGACGUCAUCUUUGCUUAUUAGCACAAUGAAUGGACACACAGAUAGCAUAUCCAGAGAGGUCAAAACAAAGCUGAGGACAGAAGAAAUAAGACAAUAUCUGAACAGAUAUUUUAUCAAUGUUUUGUUUCUAAAUGACAGUGGAUCAGUCUAACUGAAUGUGUUUUUAUAUUGACCUCAGCUGCUGCUUUGCCACACACACCAAAGUCAGUAUUAACCAGUAAGAGCAGCACUUAACUCACAAGUGAAGUCAGAAAACAAGUGGAAAUAUGUUCACAUUUGGAAAAUGACAAAACUCCAGGGUCAUAUGAAUGAAUGUAAAUAAAUGUAUACACAUCUUACUCUGUUUCUCCAAAUGGAAAUUUUCCUCUGAUUUAUGAAAAACUAUGUAUACCUGUUCCUCUGCAUAUUGAGACUGUGGUGGAGAAACUGUGGAAUUGAGCAUGCUUGAGUGCACAACUGUCCACUCCCAUAUUAAACGAUACACAAAUGGUUCUAAAAAUGCCAAUAAUUACCCUGUUCAUCCAGUUCUUCAAGAAAAUUUGCUUCCAGCAAUUCCAGUCUGUGGGCAAAUAUACCCUUUCUCACAUCAAGCUUAUUUUUCAUAAAUAAUGAUCACUGGGGAGGGUUCUCCACAUGUACACGCUUUACACAAAGCACAAAGAUUCGGCUCUUGGAAACUUUCUGCCUCUAAACACAGAGCAGGCCUUGGUUUCUGUUAUGACCUUCCAUGAGUUCAGUGCUUGGUAAUAUAAGUUAUUAGUAUCAUGUAAAAUGCGAUUGAUCUAGUUUGUACAAAAUAUUUGAGGUUAUUGUGAGACCUUUCUUUGUCUUAUUAAAGGGGAACUCCGCAGAGUUUACAUAGCUUACUAGUCAGAUGGAGCCCUAUUCAGCUUUUGAAAACAGUCAUCAGGAAUAUUGUCUCACUUUUGGCUUUAAGACUACAAAUUUACCACUAUUUACUAGCUUGGCUAAAACUUAGUUAGUUAUAAAGAUGCUAGUGGUUGCAUUGUGGGAUAUGUAGGAUUCAGUGUUUUUGGGACUAAAAGUCAAGAUAUCUCAAGAACCCUAAACUCAUUUAGCUGUUGUUGUGUUAAUUCAUUAAUAAUCUAUUCACAACAUCAAAUCACAUGCCUAUAUAGGCUUAUGCCACGAAAAACCAGGAGCUUUCCAAAACCUUGGGUCAAUAAGCUACUGUAAUGGUGCCAAGUCAGAAAUAUAACGUCUGGUAAAACCAGUCUUGUGUCCAAUAAACAACGUUCAGUUCCAGAGAGUAAAAACUGAUUGUGAUGACUGAAGACACAGAUACUUUAUACUUUAAGUGUUCCAUCUAACGUCAGUAUAAUGCCUUUAUUUUCAGUAUGUAAUGAAGCAGCAGCCUAUUUUCCUAUAUGAUCAAAGUCUAUACUGUAUGUUUUUUUUACUGUAUAUUUGCUUAGCGUGUCGUAUAUUUAGCUUCACUCCUGUCCCAAUAAUGUUCCUAUCAUAAGCUUUUAGUACAGGUGGGAACGGGAAUGGAAGUUCUAACCCUGGUACAGUUAGUGCUUCUUCUACCAUUGAAUUCAUUCAGUUAAAACCAUUUUCAGACUAGUACAUGCUCCACACUUCUUUGCUUGUUGAAAAACAGACAAGGUUGAUUUCAACUGCUUUACUACAGGUUUGCCUUUUUGUUUUGUUAAUUUAUAAUAAAAUAUUUGAAAAAGGUGAA